GACCAACGGCCCAGGCUAACGCGGCCGCUGGCCCGCGCACGCCGUUGCAGCACGAGCAGCGGCAGGAGCAGAAGCGCGACUUGGCGAGCUGGUGGAAGAAUUUCAAGAGAAGCGACAAGAAGCCGCAGGAGCCUCAAGGUGAGCAAUCAUUUGUUUGUGUGUGCUGUUUUCAUUGUUGUCCUUGCAUUGCACUACACGUUGGGAUAUAGUUGUAUUGGAGAAUGAAUGGGCAAGGCGACGCGAUCUUCUACACCCGUCAUUUGGCGUGGCGGUUUGCGAUGCGAUCGCGAUACAUAUAUUUCUGACACGCUUCUUGUAUAGCCCCGCAAGGCAUCUUCGGUG
Molecule: messenger RNA, 342 nt
Organism: Neohortaea acidophila
Lineage: Eukaryota; Fungi; Ascomycota; Dothideomycetes; Mycosphaerellales; Teratosphaeriaceae
Exons: 1
Source: RefSeq, a predicted model, not a curated record